AGUUAACUGCGCACUCUCCCUGUAUAUAUUUGUUGAUGAGAUUUAGUGCGACUCUCGCUCAACAUCGCUGCACGUCAGUCACGCAAACAAUAAGGUGAUUUAACUCUACGUUUAAAAAAAACAAACAUGGGUACACACAAUCGUUUAUGUUAAGAGCAGUUAGUGUUAAUUGUGAUGCUGACUUUAAAUUCAGACUCCGACGGUGGCGUUGCUUAGAUGUAUGCUAAGCUACAUAACGUUACCCAGCCCAGAGGAAUUUCUGAUUACCUACGACAAAAGGAGUAGCUGGUUUUGCUCAGGUUGAAACCAACCUGUUUCCAAAGGUUUAGCGGUUCGGUCAUGUCUGUCAAGGCUUAAAUCUGUUGCAGUAACAGCAGCCAACUGACAGCCCCAGACCCAAAGUGUUCUGUGUAGCAUUCACUCCAGGCUCAGAGGACUAACAGAGUGCUCACCGACCAUGGCAACACAACACUGGACCGGUGUUACCGGCUGCUGCACUCCCAGUCCGGAGGACUUUCCAUCACCUCCCCAGGGUGUAGCCAGCCCCCCCAGCCUUGAGAACCUGUCCUGCGCUUCUCCAAGUGCGGGUCAAGUUGGAGAGCCGGAGCCCAUCUCCUAUGUUACCCUCCAGGAGCAGCGGUGUGUCCUGAGCUGGUUCCAGGGCUGGACCGCCACUCAGAGGGAGCGCUUCUUGCAGGACCUGCUUGGGAAAGCUGUGCCCGGGAAAGUGUGUACCCUUCUAGAUUCACUCAGUACUCUUCAGGUUAAAGACCGACUACCAAACAUCUUUGAAUGCCAGCUGCGCCUGUGGACCCAGUGGUUUGAGUCUUGGGGAGAAGAGGAAAGGAAUCAUUUCCUGCACAUGUUGGAGGAACGGGAUCCAGUGUUUGUUGCCCACUUUUACAGCAGUGUGGCCGGUACAGCAGGAAGAGACUGAGGAAUGUCUGCAUUGUGAUAGAAAAGCAAGCUAUAAUAACAAAAUGUGUUAGAGGUGACCUGGAUGGGCAUGUGUAUUAGAUCUGAGAUAGUUCUCUUUUCUUUUUUUUGGAGAAAUGUUAGUGUAACUGAUGGGACUUAAUGUUGAAGGUAAACCAUUUCAUAUUAAGAACAGAAAUGUUCAUUCAUCCUGCACUGGAUCAUUCAGGGGUGCAUCAAAUAUUAUACAAUUAUACAUAUUAUGCAUAUACAUAUUAUAUGAAACGGGUUAAAUAAACAGGCACGUCUGGGUGUAAGAAAAAUAAAUUAACAAGCUUUUUUCCUGUACCGGGCCUGUUAAUUAAAACACCUGGAAUGACAUGGACUAGAGGAUCAGUCCUUUUUUACACAUAAAAUACUAAAUGAAA
This is a messenger RNA of Xiphias gladius (swordfish), 1343 nucleotides long. RefSeq names its product chromosome 14 C14orf119 homolog (gene c14h14orf119). The record is from RefSeq and is a predicted model, not a curated record. NCBI's taxonomy places the organism in Eukaryota, Metazoa, Chordata, Actinopteri, Istiophoriformes, Xiphiidae. The transcript is spliced from 2 exons. The coding region runs from base 458 to 937 and encodes 159 amino acids.